UUCUGGAACUCCCGGCUCCGUUCGAUCUUCCUCUGCUCGUUCUUUUCUCCCUUCAUCACUCCCUUUCACGCUUCCCGCUCCAUAGCAUAUCCACAGCAGAAACGAGGCUAGCUCUAAUGUCUCUGGUCGUCGGCGCGGCCACACUUCCACGUCCUCGAUGCCCUAAAACUGACUUACCUUUCUCCUCAACCAUUAAAGACCUUUGCCCCGCUCAAUCGCGAGGCUCACCUCUCUUCCCCUCCGGCCGAUUACUACCUCGUCUCUUCUACUCCACUCGCCGAACUCCUCGACAGCUCACCGUCUCCGCUGCUGCUGCUUCCGCUGAGAAGGAGGAGAAGGUUCAAUUCCCCAUCACGGUCACGGAGGCAAAAAAGCCAUAUUCGAGUAUUCAAUUAAGCAUAGAAGUUCCUCCAACCAUCUGCAAGCAGAGUUACAACAAGGUUUUACAUGAAAUUUCUAAGCAAGCAAAGGUUCCUGGGUUUCGUCCUGGGAAGAAAGUUCCAGAGAACAUAUUGAUAAAUUACGUGGGCAGGCAUAAUAUGCAGCAUGCUGUAAUUGAAGCAAUUUUGAAGAAAACACUUCCACAAGCGAUGAAAUCGGUGGAAGGAAGGGCUUUGAAGGAUUCUGUUCGAAUUGCGACUAAUUUUGCGGAGAUGUAUGAUACCUUUUCCCCGGAAGAUUAUUUCAGCGGCUACAUCACUUGGGAGAUGCAGCUUGCACAGUAACAGCUGCUUCAGUGGUGCCAUGCCAUAGCUGCAC
Messenger RNA from Phalaenopsis equestris, 759 nucleotides. Its product is annotated as trigger factor-like protein TIG, Chloroplastic. Gene Ontology annotation, biological process: 'de novo' cotranslational protein folding; protein unfolding; protein transport. NCBI's taxonomy places the organism in Eukaryota, Viridiplantae, Streptophyta, Magnoliopsida, Asparagales, Orchidaceae. The transcript is spliced from 5 exons. The record is from RefSeq and is a predicted model, not a curated record. Bases 117 to 725 code for a protein of 202 amino acids. Gene Ontology annotation, molecular function: protein folding chaperone; ribosome binding; peptidyl-prolyl cis-trans isomerase activity.